Messenger RNA from Salvia splendens (bonfire salvia), 984 nucleotides. RefSeq names its product stem-specific protein TSJT1. The transcript is spliced from 3 exons. Lineage: Eukaryota; Viridiplantae; Streptophyta; Magnoliopsida; Lamiales; Lamiaceae. The record is from RefSeq and is a predicted model, not a curated record. Bases 97 to 849 code for a protein of 250 amino acids.
UAAAUAUCACUCCAUCUCAAAUCAUUCAUUAUCCAUUUCUACGUUUAUCCCGUCUUAAUUUCAAGAUUUGUUUAUUUAGAAAAGAAAGUGAGAAAAAUGUUAGGUGUAUUCAAGAAUGGUGUGGUGAACCCCCCACAGGAGCUGUACAGUCCAGCUUCAAGCUCAGCCACGGCUUCCAAGAGCCCACACGAGACUCUCAAGGAUUUCUUAGCUUCAAAUCCCACCAAUGGCUUCUCCCUUGAGUUUGCAGACAAGGGUUUCUUGGCCUAUGCCUCACCUCAACGCCAGUUCCUCUCUCAACAAAGGUUGUUUUGCAGUUUGAAUGAUGUGUACUGCAUUUUCCUUGGAAGUUUGAACAAUUUGUGCACACUCAACAAGCAAUAUGGGCUGUCAAAGGUUAGCAAUGAGGCCAUGCUUGUUAUAGAGGCCUACUGCACCCUCAGGGACCGAAGCCCCAUCCCGGCCCACCGAGUUCUCAAGGAUCUCGAGGGCGAUUUCGGGUUCGUGGUCUACGAUCACAAGGCUGGAGUUGUGUUUGCUGCCAAUGGUGGUGGUGAUGAAUCGGUGAAACUGUAUUGGGGCAUAGCUGCAGAUGGAUCUGUGAUGAUCUCAGACAAUGUGAAGCAUGUGAAGGCAAGCUGUGGGAAAUCAUUUGGACCAUUCCCAGCAGGGUGUAUGUAUCAUAGUGAGAAGGGGCUGAUGAGCUUUGAGCACCCAAUGAAGAAGAUGAAAGCAAUGCCUAGAGUUGAUAGUGAAGGAGCAUUGUGUGGUGCCUAUUUUGCAGUUGAUGCAUAUUCUAAGGUUAACACUAGCAUGCCUAGAGUAGAUAGUGCUGCUAACUGGGGUUGAGCAAAGUCCUAAACACCAAUCUUUAUUUGCUUUAUUUUCAUGAUUUGCUCUUUUUUUCUGUCUUUUCUUGGGUUUUUUUAGCUUGUAAAUGUGAUAUGAGGAUUGGACUUUGUAAUGGAAGUUGUUUAAUUAUUA